CGUACAUUCAAAAUUUGAAUUACAUUGAACGCGUUUUUCCUACCCCUCUUUCUUGAAGUAAACACAUUGGAUAGAAAAUCUAAUAAUUUUUGUAUUUAACACUUGAUUCAAGAAAAAUAAUGAGUUUCUACUCAUUUUUAAAUGUAGCGAAAAGAGUGACAAUAUCAUGUCCCCACCUUUGUAGACGGAUCCUGCUAAACAACCACGUCAAAGAAAUUAAUGUGGGAAAGCAUCUUUUUUCAUCAAAACCUGAAGAUGUAACGACUAAAUUAAUGGGAUUCUUUGAUAAUAAGAAAAAUUGGGGUGAAAAUGAAGUUAAGCAUGGAAGAAAUUGGACAUUGCCGGAACUUCGAAUUAAAUCCAAUCAAGAUCUUCACAAACUUUGGUUUGUUCUUUUAAAGGAGCGAAACAUGCUUCUAACCAUGGAACAUGAAUGCAAAAGAGAUCACAGAUUGUUUCCUAGUCCAGAACGUUUGGAUAAAGUGAAAAUAUCUAUGGAAAAUUUGGAAACCGUAGUAAAGGAAAGAAAUAAAGCUUAUCAUGAGUUGGAAACUGGAGAAACAGGACAAAGGCCAGAGGAAGUUAGACCAAACCUGUUUCAAAUACCAGAACGAUAUCGUUCAAAAGAAUAUCCUCUUCCAGCUCACUUAAACAAGGACUUCACUGUAAGAAAACUUCUUGUGAAAAGAAGAAUCUUCCGCGAUUUUUUGCGUAAAUAUCGAGAACAAGAUUUGAUAGCUAAAAAGAGAGCUAGAAACAGAGAUAGAAAUGAAGUUAUUCAUUUACUCAAAAGAAAUCCAGAUUUAGAUAAACAAAUGCUUCAGGAAAAGUAUCCAACAGUAGAUAUUCCCAUGUUAGAGAAGAAAGAUAAAUUUAGAGGACAUUAUGUUCCAAAAUUGUGAAAAAGCUAGACAACAAUAAAAGAACCAGUAAUUCAAAUAAAAUCAAAAUUAUUCAUCAAA
This is a messenger RNA of Clunio marinus, 962 nucleotides long. Lineage: Eukaryota; Metazoa; Arthropoda; Insecta; Diptera; Chironomidae. The record is from the annotation of a GenBank genome assembly.